Messenger RNA from Acanthoscelides obtectus, 897 nucleotides. The record is from the annotation of a GenBank genome assembly. NCBI's taxonomy places the organism in Eukaryota, Metazoa, Arthropoda, Insecta, Coleoptera, Chrysomelidae.
AGUCGUACAUUUUGAGGUUAAGUCGGGAGUGAUUUGUAUAUUUUCUUUGAUUUUUCUUUGCAUUACUGGAAAAUGUCAUCAUAGUCGUCUUCAGAAAACGAAUAAUUACUGUGGAGAGAUAGUAGUGACAGUGAAUCUUCGUCUGAUACAUCAGAAGAUGAAUUAGCAGGAAGGUUACAAAACAGAAUUUUUAGAACUGCUAGAAAUUUUAGAGCCCGUGUUGAUCACUUUACCAGAUGGAAUGAAGAUGAAUUCAGAUUAAGAUUUCGUCUUAGCAAAAACACCGUAAUUAUGUUGAAGGAAAGAAUAAGGGACAAUAUCGCCCCAAAUACAGAAAGGAAUCACGCAUUAAUAUCAAUGCAACAGUUACUGCUGGUAUUACGAUUAUGUGCUACAGGAUCUAUGCUACAAACAAUUGGUGACUUUGGUGGUAUACACAAAUCGACUGCCAGCCAGGUUGUCAAGAAGGUGAUACACUCUAUUGUAACAUUAGCUCCAGAAUAUAUAAAAAUGCCCAGAACACAGCAAGAAAUGCAGAGUAUAGAAAACAAAUUUUACAACAUUGCAAGAUUUCCUCGGUUACGGAACCUAAAAGUUCUCAAGCGAUUGAAAAACCUCGGCCUCAGUGAGGUACCAUCAAUAUUGUUGGUUGAGGACAAACAGAGGAUUAACUCAUAUGUAUGGCCCCCCUUAGCUGUUCUCUUCAAUAAUUCACCUGUUGUACUUCAGUAUAGAGCACCCGCGUCGAAUUAUAGCUUUGUAGAUAAGAUAUACACUACGCCCAGUCUCGAUACCUACCGUGGGGAGCAAAUGGGUAUAGGUAUUGUGUACCUAUUAUACACAGAUACAGAUACAUGCAUAAAUCAAUUUGCUACGGAUGUGGGGGAAAGGACAUAA